AUGGCCAUAAAAGCAAAUGAUUUCAUAUUAAUACGCAAAGAAUUGUAUUUCCGUUCACUCAAACUGAACCCAGAUAGCAUAGAAACCAUUGAUGGAAUGAAGGUUUGUUUGAAAAACGCAAUCGGUCUCCCUUACGGCACCGUGUUUGCCGUCAAUGGAUCCGCUAUCGAACCGGUAUCCGUGGAUGAACUGGACGAACAAGUGCUAGUUUCUUCGGACGAAUCGGCCGACAACGGCGGUGCUGCUACCCGGUUGGAUAAUAAAGAUAAUCGUGAUAUUGUGGAUUGCACACUGAAUCAAAAAUUGGACUACGGAGAUAUCAAAAUGCUUCAGUCUGCUGGUAGCACCGCCAAAGAGAUUGUCAACGAAUUGGUUAAAGGCAAUGCGAAUUUCGAAAAGAAAACUAAAUUUUCUCAAGAAAAAUAUCUGAAAAAGAAACGCAAACGGUAUCUUGGCCUGUUUUCUAUUGAGCGCCCGUGCUCGAGAAUUCUGUGUGAGCUGUACUCAAAGCUUCGACGGGACAAAUGUCUGUAA
This is a messenger RNA of Echinostoma caproni, 534 nucleotides long. Lineage: Eukaryota; Metazoa; Platyhelminthes; Trematoda; Plagiorchiida; Echinostomatidae. The record is from the annotation of a GenBank genome assembly.